GCGCCAUCUAGUGACAGACACGAAAACGUGCAGAGUUGCGUGAAUCGCAUGGUGGUGGCAUCACAAUUUUCACAGUGAAACGUGGAUUUAUUGAGGUCAUGAAGCAAAAUACCUUAUUUUUUGAGAAGGUAUGAGUCAGCUGGUGCAACCGCACUUCUCGGAGACACUUCGGACAUUCUCUGGAGUUGCCGCAGACGAACAAUGCUUUGACGAACCUGCCGAUGCCAUUCUCCAGAAGAAGGAGGUCCAGAAUGAAAGGCGCUUGAAAAAGAGCAGUGCAUCUUGGAACUUUGUCAAGCAGACCAUCUUGUCUGUGAGGGACAAGUCAGAUACUGAGGUUAUUGUUGCCUUACGGGAGCUGCUUCACUAUGCUCAAGAGUUUGCCGGAGGCGACUGCUUGGAGGAGGUCAUUCAGUCCGCGGCACUCCUGCUGCUGGACACGUUCCAGGAGUCUGAAGACAAUGGCCUCGUCAGCGACAGGCAGAGGCAGCUCCUCCGCACAACCUUCGGCAGCUUCCCUCCCGACCUGCCCAACAGAGCGCACAGCCUCGUGCGCAAGAUCUUCUCCUGGCUUCCCCCGGAGACGCGGGACCUUCUGCUGGAGCAGAAGAACAGCAUCGAGGACCAGUUCCCGGAGUCGGCCGAGUUCACCCGGAAGCUCAAGGUCGGCGGGUUUGUGCCCUUCGUGGACGAUGAGAUCGAGGUGUGUUCGGAGGAUGAGCUGUUUGUCAAGGACCAAGCGCGGCUGGACAUGAGCUACAAGACCCCCGUGCUUCAGAACGGGGUUUCCAGGAAGCCCAAGAACCGCUACAACUCUAGUUGGUUGAGGGAACAGGUGCAGACUGUGUUGGCCGACAACAGUGCCCUAGGUCUGUCGGUGGAGGAGAUUGUGAACGUCGUCACGCCCAUGCUGGACUCCCAUCGCACCGACAAGGAGCUCGAGGGAGAGAUGUUUGAAUUUUUUGGUGCCGAGUUUCUGGGCGUGAUUCACAAUAUCCUGGACCACCGGAAAGAGCUGGUGAAGGCCAUCAAUGCAGAAGCUUUGAGCACAGGAGAUGCUUUCCCUGAUGUACCAGCCUUAAAGAACCAGCCCACAAAGCCUACCUAUGGCUGCCAAGUCACUGUACAGUCUGAACAAGAGAAAGCCCUUAUGAAGAAAAUUCAGAAAGAGGAGAAGAGGAUUGGGCGUGAUCGCAUGAAAAACACGAAGGAUCAAGAGGACGAGGUUCAACUAAACGUGGAAUUUCUGCGAAGGCAAAAGCACGCAGAACUAAAUGCAGAACUAAAAACGGUCAAGGAAGCUCCACUGUUGCCCCGGAGGCCACAGGUUUACGUGGAGCGGUACCCCAAUGUGUAUGACUCUUUCGCAGAAGCCAAAAAGAGUGCUGCUUUCAUAGCAGGCACCAAGUUAGCACUUCCGACAGACUGCAAAGUUAAGAGCACUGGAAAGUAUGAAGAGGUCUCAAUACCCCUGAGCAAGCCUCCCCCUCCAAACGUUGGUAACAAGCUGGUGAAGGUUGCCGAUUUGGACGAGGUGUGCCGGAUCGGCUUCAAAGGUGUGGAGACCCUGAACAGGAUCCAGUCUAUCGUGUUCGACACUGUGUACAACACCAACGAGAACCUGCUCAUCUGUGCUCCGACCGGAGCAGGCAAGACCAACGUGGCCAUGCUCGCCAUCCUGCACGAAGUAAAGCAGCACGUGGACGGGAAGGGGCUCGGGAGCAACUUUAAGGUCGUUUAUGUGGCCCCAAUGAAAGCGCUGGCAGCUGAGAUGGUGCGCAAUUUCGGGAAGAAGCUGGAGCCUCUGGGUGUGGUGGUCCGUGAGCUCACUGGUGACAUGCAGCUCAGCAAAGCAGAGAUCAUGAAGACUCACAUGCUGGUGACCACGCCCGAGAAAUGGGACGUAGUGACGCGCAAGUCCACCGGGGACAUUGCGCUGAACCAGAUUGUGAAGCUGCUCAUCCUGGACGAAGUACACCUGCUGCACGGAGACAGGGGCCCCGUGCUGGAGGCUCUUGUUGCCAGGACCCUGAGACAGGUGGAGUCCUCCCAGCGGAUGAUCCGAAUCGUGGGGCUGUCGGCCACGCUGCCGAACUAUGAGGACGUGGCCCACUUCCUGCGGGUGAACCCGCGGAUGGGGCUGUUCUACUUUGACAACCGCUUCCGCCCAGUGCCCCUGGGCCAGACCUUCAUCGGGGUCAAGGCCACCUCCAACCUCCAGCAGAUGACUGACAUGGACGAGGUCUGCUUCGACAGGGUCUUCAGCGUCGUCCAGAAGGGCUUCCAGGUUAUGGUGUUUGUGCACUCGCGCAACUCUACCGUGAAGACCGCACGAGCCCUGAGGGAGUUGGCCCAGCAGCAGGGGAAGUUGCCCAAGUUCCAGGUGGUUCAGAGCGUCCAGUAUGUGAAUGCCGAGAAGCAGAUGAUGCAUUCACGGAACAGCGCCAUCAAGGAUCUGUUCCCAUACGGCUUCUCGAUCCACCAUGCGGGGAUGCUGCGCUGCGAUCGUAACCUCGUGGAGAAGUUGUUCAGCGAGGGCAUGAUCAAUGUCCUCGUGUGUACCUCCACCCUGGCCUGGGGGGUGAACCUGCCUGCUCAUGCAGUCAUCAUCAAGGGCACGGACAUCUAUGACUCGAAGCACGGGUCCUUUGUGGACCUGGACAUCCUGGACGUGAUGCAAAUCUUUGGCCGGGCAGGCAGGCCCCAGUUCGACAAGGAGGGCCACGGCACCAUCAUCACCACCCACGCCAAGCUCAACAAGUACCUGUCCCUCCUCACCUGCCAGUUCCCCAUUGAAAGCAACUUCCACCAGAACCUCAUGGACAACCUCAAUGCCGAGAUUUCUCUGGGAACUGUCUCGACUGUGAGUGAAGCAGUGGAGUGGCUGAGCUACACCUACCUCUUUGUGAGGAUGCGGAGGAACCCUCUGGUCUACGGCAUCAAGUGCACAUCGCUUCUGGAGGAUCCGACGCUGUGCCAAUACCGACGGGACCUGGUGAUCUCAGCGGCCAAGACCCUGGACAAGGCCAGGAUGAUUCGCUUUGACGCCAAAUCGGAGAGCCUGGACUCGACCAACCUGGGACGCACGGCCAGCCACUUCUACAUCAAGCACGCCACCGUGGAGCACUUCAACGACCUCCUCGAGCGCAAGUGCCUCACCGAGGGCGACAUCCUGGCCGCGGUCUCCAAGGCGCAGGAGUUCGACCAGCUGCAGGUGAGGGAGGACGAGCUGCCCGAGCUGGACCUAUUGCUGGACGUAAGCUGCAAGCUGUCCGUGGCGGGAGGCAGCGAAAACUCCUUCGGGAAGGUCAACAUCCUCCUGCAGAACUUCAUCUCCCGUGGACCCGUCGAGUCCUUCUCUCUCAUCUCUGACCAGGCCUACAUUGUUCAGAAUGCCACCCGCAUCCUGCGUGCUUUGUUCGACAUGGUGCUGAGGGCGGGUGGUGCCAUCAUGGCCGGCCGCAUCCUGACCCUCUGCAAGGCGGUGGAGCGCCAAGUAUGGAGCUUCGAGAGCCCCCUCAAGCAGUUUCCCGACAUCGGCUACCACGUCCUCAAGCACAUUGAGGAGAAGGACAUCCGUGUGGACUACAUCAAGGACAUGGGGGCCAAGGACAUUGGAAUGAUGGUGCACAACCCGAAGGUGGGCACGCAAGUGGAGCUGUGUGCUCGGCAGAUUCCGCAGCUGGUGGUGGUGCCCCGCAUCCAGCCCAUCACCCGCACGGUCAUCAAGGUUCAGCUGGACAUCACAGCGGACUUCCGCUGGAGCGACCGGGUCCACAAAGGCGCAGAGGCCUUCUGGAUCUGGGUCGAGGACCCCAACUCGGACGAGAUCUACCACUAUGAGUACUUUGUCCUCACCAAGAUGCAGGCUGUGAGGCAGGAGACUCAGAACCUGGUGUUCACCAUCCCUGUCACGGAGCCCCUGCCCCCCCAGUACCUGGUGCGGGUGGACUCGGACCACUGGCUGGGCUCGGAGCAGACCAUCCCCCUCACCUUCCACCACCUCAUCCUGCCCGAGCGACACCCACCUCACACGGAGCUGCUGGACCUGCAGCCCCUGCCUGUGGGUGCCCUGAACAAUGUGAUGUACGAGGUGCUGUACAGCUUCAGCCACUUCAACCCGAUCCAGACGCAGAUCUUCCACACCCUGUACCACACAGACUACAACGUGCUGCUGGGCGCCCCAACGGGCUCCGGCAAGACCAUCGCAGCCGAGAUUGCCAUGUUCCGCAUCUUUAACGUCAACCCUUCGUCCAAGGUGGUGUACAUAGCCCCCCUGAAGGCCCUAGUCAGGGAGAGAAUCAAGGACUGGAAAGUGAGGCUGGAAGAGAAGUUGGACAAGAAGGUGGCAGAGCUGACGGGGGACGUCACUCCCGACUUCAGGGUGAUCACAAACGCGCAUGUGAUCGUCACGACGCCGGAAAAGUGGGACGGCAUCAGCCGCAGCUGGCACACCCGGGGCUACGUCAAGGACGUCUCUCUCAUCAUCAUCGACGAGAUCCAUCUGUUGGGUGAGGGAAGAGGCCCCGUGCUGGAGGUCAUAGUGUCUCGCGCCAACUACAUCAGCUCCUACACGAACCGCAAAGUGCGCAUCAUCGGCCUGUCGACAGCCCUCGCAAACGCACGAGACCUGGCAGACUGGCUUGGCAUUGGCGAGGUGGGGCUGUACAACUUCAAGCCGGCGGUGCGCCCGGUUCCCCUGGAGGUGCACGUGGCGGGUUUCCCGGGCAAGCACUACUGCCCCAGGAUGGCCCUGAUGAACAAACCCACCUACAGAGCUGUCCAGCAGCACUCCCCAGAAAAGCCCGUGCUCAUCUUCGUGUCCUCACGGCGGCAGACACGGCUCACAGCCCUGGACCUGAUUGCAUUCCUUGCGGCGGAAGACAACCCCAGGCAGUGGCUACACAUGCCUGACGACAAGAUGGACUCGGUCAUCCAAGGCGUGAACGACCAGAACCUGAAACUGGCCCUGGCAUUUGGCAUUGGCCUGCACCACGCUGGUCUUCAGGAGAAGGACAGGAGGAUCGUGGAGGAGCUCUUUGUCAACCAGAAGAUACAAGUUUUGAUUGCCACUUCGACCCUUGCCUGGGGAGUGAACUUCCCAGCUCACCUGGUCGUCGUGAAGGGAACUGAAUACUACGACGCAAAAGUGCAGCGCUACGUGGACUUCCCCAUCACAGACGUGCUGCAGAUGAUCGGACGAGCGGGGAGACCACAGUUCGACGACCAGGGUGUAGCAGUUGUGCUAGUCCACGACCUCAAGAAGAAGUUCUACAACAAGUUCCUCUAUGAGCCUUUCCCCGUAGAAUCGAGUCUGCUGGAUGUCCUGGCAGAUCAUGUGAAUGCUGAAGUGGUAGCUGGGACUAUCAGGUCCACCCAGGACUGCCUGGACUACAUGACCUGGACAUACUUCUACAGGAGGCUGCUUCAGAACCCCAGCUACUAUGGUCUGGAAAACACGGAACCAAAGCAGAUGAAUGCCUACCUGUCCAACCUUGUUACCAAGGCUCUCCGAACACUGCAAGACUCCUCUUGCCUGGAGGUUGACACAGACGACCGCACCCUGAUCUCGACGGCCCUGGGCAAGAUAGCCUCCUUCUACUACAUGAGCCACGAGAGCAUCCGGCUACUGUACGAGACCCUUCAGGUGGACUCCUCGGUGGAGAAGAUCCUGAGGGCGCUCACCCAGGUGAAGGAGUACGCCGAGCUGCCCGUCAGGCACAACGAGGACCUCAUCAACGGGGACCUGGCCAAGAGCUGUCCUGUGGCAGUGGACAGCAGCACCUUUAACAGCCCCUACACCAAGGCCCACCUGCUGUUCCAAGCCCACUUCUCAAGGCUCCAGUUGCCUUGUUCAGACUACAAGACUGACACCAAGUCGGUGCUAGAUCAGGCCAUCAGGCUGCUGCAGGCCAUCAUCGACAUUGUGGGCAACCAGGGUUGGCUGUGUCCUGCUCUCUCGGGCAUCAUUCUGCUCCAGAUGAUCAUCCAGGCCAGGUGGCACACAGACAACACUCUCCUGACCCUGCCACACAUUGACGAGGCUGCUGUCGUCUGCUUCAAGUCCAUCUCUGUGGAUUCGUUACCGGAGGCAGUUCAGCUGUGCAACGAAUCUCCAAAAGCGUUGGAGAAAGCCCUUCACGAAAAACUACAAGAAAGGCAACUGCACCAGGUGAUGGAUACAUUGCGACAGCUUCCAAACCAGCGUGUGCGUCUCUACAUCGAAGAAAUUUCUGUCGCAGAGAAGCAGGACUGGACUCCCAUCAAGCUGGAAUGCAUACGUGGGCCCGUGCCGGACGACCACUGGGUGCCCGUGCGGUCCAGUGGGGAGUAUGUGCUCCAGGCCGAGGUGUCCCAGCAGCACGGCCGGGGCAAGGGCGGCUCCUUCCGGGCCCUGGCGCCCUGCUUCCCCAAGCCCAAGGACGAAGGCUGGUUCCUGGUGCUGGGGCACGCACAACGCAAGGAGCUGAUUGCCCUCAAGCGUGUGGGCAGCCUGCGCUCCAACUCCAAGCAACACCUCACUUUCCGAGCGCCCCAGGAGGUCGGGCGUGUCGUGUACACCUUCUACCUGAUGAGCGACAGCUACUUGGGACUUGACCAGCAGUACACCGUUUGCCUUGACGUCCAAGAAGCGGGGAGCAAGGCCUACAACUAGGCAUGUUGUAUGCAGUGCCCCCGUCAAACUCUGUCAAUAAAACCUUAUUUUCUUAAACGUUCAA
Molecule: messenger RNA, 6719 nt
Organism: Ixodes scapularis (black-legged tick)
Lineage: Eukaryota; Metazoa; Arthropoda; Arachnida; Ixodida; Ixodidae
Gene: obe
Product: activating signal cointegrator 1 complex subunit 3
Exons: 38
Coding region: 131-6655 (2174 amino acids)
Molecular function (GO): ATP hydrolysis activity; nucleic acid binding; ATP binding
Source: RefSeq, a predicted model, not a curated record